AUGACUGUUCCACUACACAUGGGUUUCUCCCCUCACCUCCUUUACCCGUGUGCCCUGCUGUUGGCUGCCUUGAUCCCUGUCCAAGCGACCAGUAAGACUGGGACUUGCAGUGAGUGCGAUAAAGUCUCUUUUGUGCCAGGAUACAACCUUGUGGGAGAGGGCUUUGAUGUGGUAAAGCUCCAGCGGAAGUCUGCAUACGUCAUCGAUGUUCAGACCUAUCUCUUUGAAAACGACACCUGCGCACUUCGAGAGAAUCAGCUACUGAACGGUGAAGUUCAGAAGUUGCCCGUGUCGGUGCAGGACUGGCGCUCUGUAAAUAAAUGCUCUAAGAAGCUCAAAAAUACUGUCCACAGUUCUGUCAGCUCUCUUGUGCAAUCAACCACUACUCAGAUCACGAAUGACUGGAAAGUGGGUUUGGACCUGGAGUACCUGGGCCUAUCAGUGGGUGGGGAACUUGCAGGGACACGUUCUGACUCCGCAGGCUUUGCCAUUCAAAGGGCAAAAGAGGAUAAAUUUGUCUUCUCCUCCCAUUUGUUUAACUGCGUACAUUACAGGUUCCGGGUCAAAACCAGUCCCCCUCUGAGCACAGACUUCAAAGAAGUGAUUUCAGCUCUCCCUAAAACCUACGACACAGACACCAAGAAUCAGUAUCGGCGCUUCAUUGACACUUUUGGAACUCAUUAUAUCAAACAGGUAGAUUUAGGUGGGAAGAUACGCAAGGUGAUGGCCAUUCGUACUUGUCUGGCCAGUCUCUAUAGCCUAACCACUCAAGAGGUGCAACGCUGCCUCUCGGCGGGUCUGUCUGUUGGGCUUGGAAUAGUAAGUCCUAGUGCCUCACUUGGUUCUUGCGAAUCAGUGGUGCAGAACAGCGGCACGGCUACUCACGAUCAAAGCAGCUUCCUCUCAUUUUUCACAGAGGUGACAGGUGGGGAAGGGUGGCCCGGCAAUGUUAGCAUGACCCACGAUGACUCAGCGGGGUUUAACAAUUGGCUUGAUAGCCUGAAGACACACCCAGAUAUAGUGCAGUUUUCUCUCAGUCCGCUGCAUCUGCUCGUAACUGAUCCUGAUGUUCGUUACAAUCUAAAGACAGCUAUUCAGCAGUACGUGCAGGAAAACGAAAUGCCUAGCAGCUCUAAUAGUCACAGCUGUGGGCUCCAGAGCCUGAACCUUUCCCCUGACUGCUGUCCCAAAGAGAGAAGCAAAGGUCAGCUGACAGUGUUCAUUGAAAGUGGCUGGGACCUGAAAGGUGAUUACUGGGGAGAAUCAGAGGCGUACGUGAAAGUGAUGCAUGGGCUGACUGAGAAAACGACUCGACAGAUUAGGUCUAAUUAUCCCUCUUGGGGCCGGACAUUUGAUUUUGGCCCUGUCGAUGUGGGCCAGAUCCUGAGGGUGGAGCUGUGGGAUGAUGAUUUCUAUUCUGAUGAACUCCUGGCUGUUUGCAGUUUCCGGACAACAUCGGGGGAUCACACCGAAAUAUGCAGAGGCAACCGUGGCAGUCUGAGGUUCUCCUACAGUCUUCAGUGUGACAAGCACCUGACUGGGGACAACUGCCAGGAGUACAAGGCAGACCCCAACUAG
This is a messenger RNA of Chanos chanos (milkfish), 1578 nucleotides long. Its product is annotated as perforin-1-like. The record is from RefSeq and is a predicted model, not a curated record. Lineage: Eukaryota; Metazoa; Chordata; Actinopteri; Gonorynchiformes; Chanidae. Gene Ontology annotation, molecular function: wide pore channel activity. The transcript has 2 exons. Gene Ontology annotation, cellular component: membrane. Gene Ontology annotation, biological process: defense response to virus; immunological synapse formation; T cell mediated cytotoxicity. Bases 1 to 1578 code for a protein of 525 amino acids.